This is a messenger RNA of Aedes aegypti (yellow fever mosquito), 6685 nucleotides long. RefSeq names its product ras-interacting protein RIP3. NCBI's taxonomy places the organism in Eukaryota, Metazoa, Arthropoda, Insecta, Diptera, Culicidae. The transcript has 9 exons. The record is from RefSeq and is a predicted model, not a curated record. Bases 719 to 5938 code for a protein of 1739 amino acids. Gene Ontology annotation, cellular component: nucleus.
AAGGGACACAAGAGAGAAAUGGAAAAAUCGCGGCGGACAUUUUGAAGGCAAAAGUAAGUUUGAAGGAAAUUUAAGUACGCUCGAAGGCAAGUCAAUAUACGCCAAAACCGGACUAACUAAUUGAAAAUCGAUGCCGGAAAGUGCGAGGAUCAUGUGGUGCAUGUUAUUCCAUUCCGAAGUGCAGUAUUUAAGAUGAAAAGUUGAAAGUAAAAAAUCUCCAGAGGGUGCCCGUCGCGGAUUUCAGUCGACGACGCAGAGGAUUUUUUUCUCAUCUCUUCUCCACUCGCGCCCUACUCCAUUGUAUGUGUAUUGUGUGUAGCAAGGCAUUCUUUGACCAACUCAAUCAAUCAAAUCGUGAAGAAGGAAAAGACUUUUUGAGGACGGUGAAACGUGAAAAAGUACAUUGUGUGACUCAAUUGUGCGACGGAAAGGCGGAGGAGUAAAAUUGGAUACGUUGCCGAUGGCUCGUAACGCUUGAACAACCGAUUUUCUGCGAUCCAGUACAGACAUUACCCGUGAAAAGGUGAUUAUUUUCAAAUAUACAUUUUCGACGGGCUUUGGGUUUCUCAUAUGAAGAAUCCAGCUGUUGCAGAAACAGUUCCCCACAGAGCUAGGACGAAUGAAACAUCAGAGGCGACAACGUGUCACCUAAGCCAAUCAGCGACGAAAACAGCAUUAUUGUGAGUUUGUUUCAAUUUUAAACCCAUUUUUGCGUAAGAUGGAUCCAGCAGGGCCUUGGUCCUACUCGUAUAACCGGCAACCGGGCGCAGCUAGUGGUGAGUUCCAUCACCACCUAGCGACGGCUGCCGCAGCCGGUAGUAUUGGAUUAGCUGCCCAUAAUACAACCGUUGGUGUGCCAUCGACUACAUCUCAACUGUUGCUACAGGCAGCCCACACAACGUCUCUCGGAUCCUCGUCAGGGCCGUUCAAUCCGACUGGUUUCCUGUCGCCACCGGGAGUCAGUUACGAUGCAGUGUUCACUCCACUGUUCCAUCCUGCUGCCAAUCCGAAGCCUGCCCAUUACAGCUCGACCAUCAACCAACAUCGCGUGUUGGCUCAAGCACAGGCCCAGGCAGCAGUGAAGCAAGUAAAUGAAACCGAAACAAUUCGGGACAACUACACUACCCAGCAAACCUUAGCUGCUGCGGCUCAAGUCGCCAACUUUUAUGAGCAACAGCAACAACAGCAGCAGCAGCAGCAGCAACAACAGCAAACAUCCAAUACCAGUGCAGCAAGUAGUGGUUCCACUUCGACCAGUGGUUCCUGGCAAGGCAAUCCAAGCCCGUUUGGCAUUAUGCCGCAUGAGAAUGUCGUACAGUCAAGUCCCGUAACGUCGGCGUCAUCUAAAACCACUACAUCUACGUACGAGAACUUCAACGCACAUUUCACCAACUUGAACCAACUCAACACACAACUGACGAGCAAAUCAUCAGCAAGAUCAACAUCGCCAGCCGUCAACAGUGGCAACAGUAGUGCAAGUGCAGCCAAAUCGGGUACUAACUACUUUGCAUCGUCCAACACCAGCAGCAACCAGCAGCAGUACGGUGGAGUGAACGAAUCUCUAUCAAAUUAUUCCACCCAACAGCAGCAAGGAAGUAAGCAACAAAUGGAUUACGGCGGUACUAGUAAGUCAUUGUCGUCCAACUCCAGUUCAGGCAGUAGUUCGUCUUCGCUUCAGCAGGCCACUUCAUCCUCUUGUAUUGUUAUCACCCCAGUGUCCAGUUCCAUAAAUUCCUCAUCUUCCCUAGCAUCUCCCCCGGCGAAGGAUCAAAAGUAUCAAUCUCGCAUCAUACCAUCCCAAACACCUCUCGUAAAUUCCUCCAUCGUCUAUGCGGCUCGUAAUCAUAACGCUCAUCAUGCAGCUGCAGCGGUCACCAGUCUGACUGAUCCAAAAACCCGGCUAUUAUCGGCAGGUUUGCAAACGCAGCAACAACAGCAACAUCAGAUCCAACAGCAACAACUUCAACAUAAUGCACACUAUUUGCUGCAGAUGAACAGCUUUUUAGUACCUCCAUCGGCUGCAUCGCCUCCAACGGCACUCAACAGUAACAAAAUUGUACAAAAACCCUCUAUCCAAUCGAAAGCCAUCGGUGGCGGUGGAGGAGGAGGUGGUGGCCAAUCCGCCACGAUAAAAACCGAUGGCCAACAUACUGUAAUUAGUCAUCAGCCCCAGUCCUCACCUAUUAGCUACUCAAUCACCGAUAGCAAUGGACGAGCGAGUUCUUCCUCAUCUACGUCAUCUGCAUCGGUGGCGACAUCUGCUAAAUUAAAUAGUCCCAUUAAUCGUGUCAAUAACAGUAGUAAUAAUAGUAAUAUUUCUAGGAAUAAUAGUAACAGUAGUAGUAAUCAGCAGCAGCAAUAUCAACAAAACAGUGCCUCUAAUAAUUAUAGAACUAAUUAUAAUCAGUUGAGCGUAUCUGGUAGCAGCACUGAGUCGGUUGAUUAUAAUCGCAUCAACAAGCGUGAAUCCCAUCAGCUACAGCAACAACAGCAACCGCAACAACAACAGUAUUCAAACACUUCACUAUCUCGUCAUAAUAUGCCUCCAUCGCCAGCAGCUUCCGAUUAUAGCACCUCUGGGACACUUUCGAGGCGUCCGUCUUCGCCCACUCUUACCCACUCUCAAGCUUCUCCCAUUGGACACGUGUCCAGUCCAGCAUACCCUAUGUACAAUAGCCCAAUGGGCAACGCGCUGUCCUCUCCGAAACACCACACCACCCAGCAUUCGUCGAAUAUUCCAUCAAAUGUGACACGGUCACCAUCAUCGAAUCUGUCUCGACAGUCACAAUCUCAACCACAAGCACAACAACAGCAGCAACAGACACAGCCUCAACAGCAAGUGGCUUAUUCAUCCGUAAUCACACGUACUCAGCAACCUCAACAACAGCCUGUUCCUCAGCAGCAACAACAACAUCAACAACCACAAGUACCACCCAUUCAGGUGCCCACGUUGAGCCAUUGGAACAAUAGAAACGCAAACGAGCGACUACAACAACCGGAAAGAAGUGAUCCAAUGACAAUAGUGAAGAAUCUUCAGCAACCGAGUAUCAUUUCUCCCAUACCUGAAAGACAAGUUGCCCCUCCAGCAACUCCUGAAAAGACUGAAUCCAAAUCGAGGCGGAAAAAGUCCGAUACCCCCACGAGAAUCGUACCGAUGGCUAGUGUGGCAAAUGGGGAAUUCAAUGUAAAUACUACAAUAACAUCUUCGAAUGCUGGCAGUUCGUUGGGUUCAAGUAAUAGUCUGACAAGUACAAGUGGUGCUGGUAGUGAAGCAAGCUCGAAAGACAACAGUAAUACGCUGGACUUUGACCGGUGGAACUUGGCCCCUCCUCCGGCAGGGACCACCAAAAUGUUCCCAAACAGUAAUUUUAUACCUCAACCACCUUCUACGUCUUUUAUUCCUCCUCCCCAUCCAAUCUACUAUCCAACUUUCCAUGGUCCGAUCCCUUUAAUACCCAAUGAGAUUAUCAGCAAUACUCUCGCAGCAGCUGUCAGCAGUAAUCUCGACACUCCAACAUAUACCACUUUGCUUAGUGCGUCGGACAGCACUGGUCUGGCACCGUCUUCUGGCAAUAACAAUAAUAGUAGUACUAAUCGCGGAGGCGAAGACGAACAGCCUUCUCCUAAUGUUGACAACAGCAAUAAGGUUGUAGUCCCAAAUAUAGAGGAAGAACUUGGAUUUCUUGCAGAAAAUUCGAGAUCAAAUUCGCAACCGCAGCAGCAGCCACAACAACCCACUCAGCCGCCGCAGCAGGGUGCUUCCACCGAUGGUGCCGCUGGUAAUAAUGGAGUUACACCUGCCAAGAAGAUCACCGUUCCGCCCAAAGAAUCAAAGGGCUUCAUGGGAAGUUACCUGAAGUUCUUGCAGGGCGAGCGGGACACAUCUCCACCACCGGCUAGUAGAAGCAAUCGCAAGACCACGUGGACCCGACCUACUCCUACUACAACAGCAAACAAGAACACAGCUGCUAAUAACGCUGCCAACAAACAAACGGCUGCAAAUCAACAGCAACCGCAGCAGCAGACGCCGCAACAACAACAGACAACGCAGCAGACAACACAAGCCCAACCGUUGGCACAGAAUGUUAGUAAUGGUAUGCUACACGCUGAACAAUACAUGUCUAAUUUCCAUAUUCCAAAUCUGCAGCAAAAGCAGCCGUCGAACGUACAGCAGCCACAACAGCAACAGCAGUUGCAGCAACAACCAGAUCCCCGAUACGCUCCCUAUACAGCCCCGAAGGAUAACAGGAAGCGCAAAUACGAUGCGGCAGAAGCUGCUGAUCCCUUGAAUGUUCCCCAGCGUCGCCAGACCUCGAAUCGAAAGGCCAAAUCCAAGGCUAGCAACAUACAGCAAUUGAUUGAGCGCGGCCAAGGUAGCACGGCUGCAGUAGAACAAGUGGAAGACGACUUUGGAGGCGACUCUGACUCGGAUCCGGCCUGGACGCCUCAAGACAAAGAGGAUGAUGACGAUGAACAAGAUAUGAUGGGCCGCAAGAAAGGGAAGAAACCUAAAGCUAAUCUAGGAAAGCAACGCCCACGCUCAAAUAUCCUGUCAGUGGCCGCGGCUGGCGCCGGAAUUGCAGACUACGAUUGUGGAAGUGAUAACGACAAUGUCCUCGCUGGAAGAGCCGGAGCAGCAGUAGUUGCGCAGCAAGCAAUAGCCAAUCUUCAACAACAGCAGACACUGCAGCAGCAGCAACAGCAACUUCAACAACAGAUCCAACAGCAACAACAGCAGCUACUUCAACAACAGCAACAGCAGCAGCAGCAACAACAACAACAGCAACAGCAGCAACAAAUUUACCAGCAGACUGCGAACCUCUCAACAACCAAUCAAAUCAUGCAAAAUCAGUACAUUCAACAACAACAGCAGCAGCAACAACAGCAACAGCAACAGCAAAUUCAGCAAUACAAUACAGGAAAUUUGGUUCAACAGCAACAACAGCAGCAGCCACAGCAGCAGCAACAACAAUCUGUUAGCAACAAUGACGACUUUCAGACUGGGGAUUUCGUGGUGAUCCGAUCGGAACUCGUUCAGGAUUAUCCUUCGAUUUGGCGGGUAGACGGUAAGACGUUGCUGCAGAAGUAUGAACCGUUCGAUCAGAACGGCAAAACGCUUCAUCGGAACGUAUCAACUUACGCGGCAUGGAACGCCGAAAGCAAGAAGCUCUACGUAAAGAUCCCCGUUCGGUUCCGAGUGCACAACCACAUGGAGUCCGUGGUCGAGUUCAUGCGCAACGAAAUGUCCAUCGACGACACGGAACAGUUUCUGGAGAAGUCGAUGAACGAAACCAAAAUCUAUCAGGACGUUUUCGAGGUGUACAUUCAGACGUUGAUCUCACAGGCAUUGGAUUCCAACUUCCUGAAGGAAAUCUUCCAGGAGCAAGAUGACUAUUUCUUAUCGCGAGUUCAAACCAUCGAUAGUCUUACCGAGGAUAGGAAGCGACGACUGAUUCAGAUCACGCCAUGGUCACGAAACAUGAUCAAUUCGAUCUCGACGUUCCCCGCGUACGACAUCAUGACCGAACUCGGUCACACAAACAUGAACCAUCCGGUUUGUGUGGCGUGCCAUCAGCCGGGAAUUUCUGUCCGUAUUGUUCUCCAGGGACAAACGUACAACUCGGCGACGUUGGCGCCUUGUCCCAUCCAGGACACUCGCAUUCAGUAUGAGAAAAACUUCCUUCUUUGUCGCAUUUGUUCCUCUCGGUUCGAACUUUUGCACAAAAUCUGCCAUCAAAAGUACAUGAUGUUUGUCGAGUGCGCCAAGCGAGUCAACCAACAGAUUUCCAAUGACUCCUCCAAAGCAGCAACUAUCAUUCUGAACGAGCUGCUAGCGGAUGAACAUUGGUUAACUAUGUUGUUCAAAGAAGUUCGCAGUAUUUGGGCGGAGAUCGAAAAUAUGGAGCGCCAGUACCGAUUCCAGGUAGCAUCCCAAUGAGAUAAGGGAAAAGCGGCAAUAAAACCAGCGUAGCAUCAUCAAACCGAAGGUAACUUUGAAAGCUAAGCACAUACCGCAAAAAUCGACCGGACACAGGUCUACUGAAGUCAUCCAUGAUGAGUAUAUUUAAAUUACUAUAAACAAUGAUACAUGCAAAUAAGACACAAACACUGAACGCAGUGAGAGCCACAGAAUUACUCGCUAGAAACCUAGAAUCCAUACUUAUGCAUUAUUAACUUAACAGAAAUCCACUCAAAGGCAUAAUGCAAGCAAAGUAGCAGAAAUCUACAUUUAGCUAAUGCAGAAGCUUGUGUAAAUGUCAUGCAACCAUAGUAAGUAGACUUUCUACUAGGAUUUCAUGGCAGUUUGAACUACUGACAUUAUCACAGCAUCAUUCAGCCUUGACUAAAAGGAACACAUUUCAAUCGCUUUCAAACGGUAGUUCAUUUGGCUUGUAAUUUCUUUCCACGGCCAACCAUUUUUUUCAUUCGCCUAUCAACGCAAUAGUCUACGCCCCGAAUUCGAUCGAUCCAUCGCAAGCAACUGUAUUCUAAUUUUCGUUGUUGAAAUUUUGUGAACAGCGCGAGACAAAACUUAACAGACAAAACCACUGAAUUCGCUUAUUGUUAAGUAUUUUUAUAUUCAACGGAACGGAUUAGUACACUACCUGUAAGUCGUCUAUGUACUGUAAAAAAGUAUGAUAUCUGGAAGAGAUAAAACUAAGAGAACGGUAAGAAAAUUCCAAAA